AUGAUGCAGAAUCUUGCCACCAAUUCAGCUGACAACAUACACACAGAUCUUUCACCAAUAGGAGGGAGUCCUUACUUCAAUGUGUCUUAUAAAGUACAUAAUCAACCGUCAAAAGUAUUUCAUGGACAACCAUAUAAUAUGACAUAUCCUGACGAACAAAGACUAAUGAAUUAUAUACUAAAAGGAUAUGAAAAAUCUGUUCGACCUGUGCGGAAUGCAUCAACAGCAGUUAAAAUCAAAAUGGGUUUAACAAUGACCCAAAUAUUUGAUAUGGAUGAAAAGAAUCAAGUUUUAGUUACCAACGUUUGGCUUGACCAGGAGUGGAUGGAUGAAUUUUUACGAUGGCCGCCUGCUGAAUUUAAUAAUAUAACGACUCUCCGCAUACCAUGUGAUAAAAUAUGGCUUCCAGAUAUUGUUUUGUACAACAAUGCCGCAGAAUACACUGACGGUUUAAUGUCUGCUAACGCUAUGGUCAAGCCUAAUGGUGAAGUAUUCUGGCCAGUCCCAGCAAAAUUACAAAGUUCAUGUAAGGUUGACGUGACUUACUUCCCUUUUGAUGAACAAAGAUGUAAAUUAAAAUUUGGUUCAUGGACGUACGAUGGCUUCCAAGUUGAUAUCUUGAACAGAACUUCUGAAGUUGAUUUAGAUAAUUACGUUAUUAAUGGCGAAUGGGAAUUGUUAAGUAUAACAAUAAAAAGAAACGUAGUUACUUACCAAUGUUGUCCAGAACCGUUUCCGGACGUUACAUUCUACAUCCAUAUCCGGAGACGAACCUUAUAUUAUAUGUAUAAUGUAGUAUUUCCAUGUAUAAUGAUGUCAGCACUGACGUUACUGGUGUUUUGUCUUCCACCAGAUUCGGGAGAGAAAAUAGCGCUUGGAAUUACAGUUUUAUUAGCCUUUUCUGUUUUUAUGUUAGCAGUAGCUGAAAAUCUGCCGGAAACAUCCGAAUUCGUUCCAUUAAUAAGCGUCUAUUUGACAAUAGUUAUGUCCCUUACUUCUAUUUCCGUGAUUAUGACGGUAUUAGUGUUAAAUCUCCAUCAUAGAGGACCUAACCGACAGGAAAUUCCAUUGUGGAUGAGAAGAAUUGUUCUUGGAAAAUUAAGACAGUUUUUCUGUAUAAAUAAUUCGAGUUCAUCGUUAGUUACAACAAAUGAGACGAAGUUUCUACGAAGUAUGUCCUUGAAAAUGACUCUUGACAACAUCGCGCAAGAGUUACAAAAUGAAAUGCAAAUGGAAAACGGAAUGGCAGAUACAAUUGUCACUGAUAAUCAAGGAACCAGUAUACACUCACCACGUGACGUCAGAUUCAAUUCAUUACAAAACGAAAAUCUUAAACGGAGUCGCACGAAAUCAAAUCGAGGUCAUUCAUAUUCGCGCAUAAAUGACGAAAUCUUACAGUCUCUCCGUAGUGUGAUAGACAAACACGAGCGCGAGGACCAUGACUAUGAAAUAAUACAAGAUUGGAGAAGGGUUGCACAAGUUGUAGACCGGAUUCUGUUCUGGGUAUUUUUCCUUGGAACUUUAAUAUCAACUAUAAUUGUUUUGGUUAUAUGUCCUACUUUUCGAUAA
Molecule: messenger RNA, 1569 nt
Organism: Mytilus trossulus (common blue mussel)
Lineage: Eukaryota; Metazoa; Mollusca; Bivalvia; Mytilida; Mytilidae
Product: neuronal acetylcholine receptor subunit alpha-10-like
Exons: 6
Coding region: 1-1569 (522 amino acids)
Biological process (GO): chemical synaptic transmission; regulation of membrane potential; monoatomic ion transmembrane transport
Cellular component (GO): postsynaptic membrane; synapse; neuron projection
Molecular function (GO): acetylcholine-gated monoatomic cation-selective channel activity; transmembrane signaling receptor activity
Source: RefSeq, a predicted model, not a curated record